Messenger RNA from Anopheles merus, 444 nucleotides. RefSeq lists its product as uncharacterized. The record is from RefSeq and is a predicted model, not a curated record. Gene Ontology annotation, molecular function: sodium channel activity. NCBI's taxonomy places the organism in Eukaryota, Metazoa, Arthropoda, Insecta, Diptera, Culicidae. The transcript is spliced from 4 exons. Gene Ontology annotation, biological process: sodium ion transport. Bases 1 to 444 code for a protein of 147 amino acids. Gene Ontology annotation, cellular component: membrane.
AUGGUGCAGCAAAGUGGGAAGAAGGCAAGUUUUAAUCAAAAGUUGUUAGCCGUACUUGACAUACCCGGCCUAAAGUGUAUAUUUGAUCGCGAGAAACAUCUGCUCGAAAGGUUAUUUUGGUUGCUCAUUAUCAUGGCGGCGAUACGGGGCAUGCUGUUUCUCGGCCAGUAUCAGUACGACCGCUACCGGGCUAACCCGACCGCGAUCCAGAUGGACAAAAACUACCGCGACUGGAUCGGCAUUAUGCCGGGCUUAACGUUCUGCUUUCACGACCGGCUCGACUGGAACCGGGCCUGGGAGUAUCUGGAGCGCAAUCAGCUUACCGGCCACGAAGCCACUCGGGAGGGCUUAGCGGCGAAUGAGACCACCGGGACGUACCGGCGCUACCUUGCCGACUUUGUCCAAACGCUUGUCGGUGUGACGGCCACCGAGCUGGCACGGUAG